CUCGUUUCUCAGGGGUUGUUUUUCUUCCUAUUCCAGCGUCCCAGUGUGCCCGGUAGCCACAAGGGCAGGACGUGCUGCCUAUCUGAUAGGAGCAGUCUCUCUUGGCACUGCGGCUGGCGGAGAGGCCACAGCGCGGUGGUUUCAGGCACGGGGAAGUGCCGGCAAUGGGGGCGGAGGGAGCCUUUCAGCCAGGCUUCCUGAGCAGCAAAGUUGACACUUCCCAGAUAAAGGUAUUGCCUGUAGGCACUCCAGCAGCAAGUCAGGGCGCUGGAAAGAGUGGAGCUGGGGUACACGCUGUCCCAUGCCCCGGGGCAGUUCCACACGGGGCAGGGAUGGCCACCUGGCUGCACCAGGGGUGGCUUCUUUCCCUGCUUGUGGAGAUCCUGCUCAGCCUCCGCAGCCCAGCUUUGCCCCCUGAGCCAGUGACAUCUGAAGAUGCUGCGCUCCUGAAUGAGGUGCCUGAGGACAUCCUCUGUUUCUCCCGCUGCUUUGAGGACCUCACAUGCUUCUGGGAUGAAGAGGAGGAGGAAGAGGCCACGAGUGGGAAGUGCCACUUCUACUACUGGUACAGCAGGGAGGUGCCCAAGGCGUGUGCAGUUUCCACGCAGAGCCGUGGGGCCAGUGGGAUGCGGCAUGUCUGCGUGUUUCCCAGCCAGGAUGUGCGGCUCUUCAGCCAGCUCUCCAUCCUCAUUGUGAAUGCCACCACCAAUCAAACCAAAUACUCGCGGGAGCUCAGCGUGGAUGCAGUGGGUCUCAUUGCCCCACCAACAAACAUCACAGCCACCUGGACUGGCACGGCAGGGCAGCUAUGGGUCACCUGGCAGCCCCCACUUGCCGACUACCUGAACUUCUUCCUCUACGAGGUUCGUUACUGUGUGGAGGUCUCUGGGGAGGCACCCUGCAGCGUAACACUGGACCCCAGCGGGCAGCACCCUGGGGACUUAUUGGUCCUACAGGCCAGCAGCACCCCGGUGCCCACACCUGAAGGAGAUGCAACCUCCCUGGGUGCAGAACAACGACUGGUACAGACCAACAGCUGGGUGCUGCUUCGGGACCUGCAACCUGGGGUGAGGUACCACAUCCAGGUGCGCAGCAAGCCUGAUGGCCUCUCCAUGGAUGGCGUGUGGGGCCCCUGGUCCCAGGCAGUAGCUGCAGAGACACCCCACUCCUCUGGAGACAUCAGCCUGCUCUGCACCACCCCUGACCUGCAGCAUGUGCGCUGCGAGUGGAGGUGGGACCCGACAGACACCAGCAGCUCCCACGAGCUCUUCUACCAGGCACCCCAGAGCAGGGCUGGCAAAAGGGAAGAAACAUGGCAGCUGUGCAAGAUGGUAGGUGUGAGGGCCCAGGGUACCCACACCUGCACAUUUCAGCCCAGAGCUGGCAGUGCCAUCUCUGUCCUGGUGAACGUCACCUGGCCUCACACACGGCCCACUCUCAGCUACUUCAAGGAACCCUUCUGGUUGCACCAGGCUGUGCUCACAGACCCCCCACAGCUCCUGCAGGCCACAGUGGUGCAGGGCCGGUUUAUCCUGCAGUGGGUGCCACCCCUGGAGGAGCUGGAAGAGCAGCUGGUUUAUCAGCUCCGCUAUUCAGUGGAGAAUAGCCAUGACUGGAAGGUCUUGCAAGUCCCACGGGCAGCCAGGAAAGAAGUCCUGGACCUGCGCCCUGGCGCCCGCUAUCUUGCCCAGGUGCGAGCCCAGCCCAGCGGGCCAUGGUACCAGGGCAAAUGGAGCGCCUGGUCCAAACCUGUUGUGGUUGAUGCCUCUGCUGAUGCGGGCUGGAUCAUCCCAAGUGUUCUGGUGGUGCCACUGCUCUUUACAGGAAUGCUCUUGGGGCUGAGGUGCACCUUCCCCUCCCUGUAUAGCAGCAUGAAGCAGAAGCUCUGGCCACCUGUCCCAGACCUGCACCGUGCACUGGGCAACUUCCUCAUUGAGAGCAGCAAAUACAGCCAGCUAAGCCCUCUCCAGCAUCCCAGCCACAGGAGCACCUUCCCAGCCCCCCACUUCAGAGUUGGAGAAGAGUGCACAGAGCCCAGGGAACAUCUUCUGAGCCCCCAGAUUGCCCGCAGGGACCUCAAGCCCACAGGGCCCAGAUGUGGCAAUGGCUUGGCUCCAGGGUCAGGGCUGUGAGGCACCAGGCUGGUCAACAUGGCUCCCAAGGGGCACCUUGGGGCACCCAACAUGGCUUCCCAGGGCACCUCAAGAGACAAAACAUGGCUCCCCAGGGACACCUCAGGAGACCCAACAUGGCUCCCCACGGACACCUCAAAGCACCCCAUGCCGCGAGAGCCGCCCUGACCAAGUCUGCUCU
Molecule: messenger RNA, 2313 nt
Organism: Rhea pennata
Lineage: Eukaryota; Metazoa; Chordata; Aves; Rheiformes; Rheidae
Gene: MPL
Product: MPL proto-oncogene, thrombopoietin receptor
Exons: 12
Coding region: 165-2132 (655 amino acids)
Biological process (GO): cytokine-mediated signaling pathway
Cellular component (GO): external side of plasma membrane
Molecular function (GO): protein binding; cytokine receptor activity
Source: RefSeq, a predicted model, not a curated record